Tinamus guttatus (white-throated tinamou) is the source of this 525-nucleotide messenger RNA. The record is from RefSeq and is a predicted model, not a curated record. NCBI's taxonomy places the organism in Eukaryota, Metazoa, Chordata, Aves, Tinamiformes, Tinamidae.
AAUUCAAGCGGACCGUUAAAUGCUACAAGCUUCCAGCCUGUGCGGCCCCUACCUUCCAUCAGAAUAUUGGUGGAUAAGAUUAACCUGGAGCACUCUGUGCCAAUGUAUGCGGAGCAACUCGUGCAGAUGGUCAGCAGCCUUAGCCAGCCAUCUGAUAACCUGCUUCAUUACUGCUAUUCACACUGCUAUCUAAAGAUGUUCGGUUUUCAAGCAGGACUGACCUCUUUGGACAACAGAGGAUUAUAUUUCUUCCCUGCUCCAGUUAUUCCCUCUUUUAGUACUGCUGUUUAUGGCAAAGUGAUCAAGUUUCCCAAAUAUUGGACCAAGCGAGCUCAUGUUCCCCUCACAGAAUGCAUAUUUGAGCUUCCUAAUUUGACAAUUCAAGCAACUAGAGCGCAAACCCUUCUGCUUCAAACUAUUUAUCAGAGCUGGUGUCAUCCUGUUGGAAAUGUCAGUUCUGUGGUGGUAAAUGAAGCUUUGCUGAAUGAGAUUUUCCAAACUUCAGGUAAAUAUGUGAUUGUUUUG